UUUCGCCUCCCCCCCGGCCCCCACCCGCCCGAUGCAGAGGUUCCGGCGGCGCCCGCCAUAACCUUUCAUUGUCGCCGCCGACGCCGCCAUUCGCGCCGCGGGGCUGCCCCGCGGGGGGCGGGGGACAGAACCAGCUCUGACAAGAGGAAUAAACAUCCAAAAAACCCCCAUCCAUUUCCCAGCUAUCCCAAAAACCAUGGAAAAUCCAAAUUAUCCCAACACUCUUUAUUCCCCUCAACUUCCCCAUUCUUUUCCACACUUUUAAAGCCUCAAAUCCCAUUUUUGGCAGGGUUUUUUUUUGGAUUAUUUUUCCAAAUUCCUUGGCUCAGCCAGGAAUUUUUUUCCAGCCUGCAUGGACAGAGCAACCUUUGCCUGUUCCACCGCUUUUUUCCGGGAUUUUGGGAAUUCUUCUCCGCGUGCUCUCCCCGGGGGCCACGUGGAUUUUAUUGACAAAGCCGAUUCCUUCACUUAUUCCGAUUUUUUCCGGGAUUAUCUCAUUCCCAACCAUCCCUGCAUUUUCUCGGCCAAGUUCACCGAGGAUUGGGGCAGCAGGAAAAAUUGGGUGACGUGGGAUGGGAAACCCAACUUUGAGCAUCUCCUGCAGAAGUUUGGAGAAGCCGUUGUGCCCGUUGCCAACUGCGAUGUCAAGGAAUACAAUUCCAACCCCAAGGAGCAGCUGCCCUUCAAGGAAUACGUGGAAUAUUGGCGGGAAUACAUCAGGAACGGCUACCGCUCCUCCCGGGGCUGCCUCUACCUCAAGGACUGGCACCUGAGCAGAGCUUUUCCAGAGCAGGAUGUUUACACCACUCCCGUGUAUUUUUCCUCGGAUUGGCUCAACGAAUAUUGGGAUGCCGUGGCUGUGGAUGAUUUUAGGUUCGUCUACAUGGGACCCAAGGGAUCCUGGACGCCGUUCCAUGCCGACGUCUUCCGCUCCUACAGCUGGUCAGCCAACGUCUGUGGCAGGAAGAAAUGGCUCCUGUAUCCCGCGGGACAGGAGGAAUUCCUGAAGGAUCGCCACGGGAAUCUCCCCUUUGACGUGACGGCUCCAGAUCUUCGGGAUAAGAGGAUUUAUCCGCGCUACAGCCAGAGCCAACCCCCUCUGGAAAUUCUCCAGGAAGCCGGAGAGAUCGUCUUCAUUCCCAGCGGGUGGCACCACCAGGUUUAUAACCUGGAAGACACCAUCUCCAUCAACCACAACUGGGUCAACGGCUGCAACGUGGCCGUCAUGUGGAGCUUCCUGCAGGAUGAGCUGGCGGCCGUCCAGAGGGAAAUCAGCCAAUGGAAAGAUCCCAUUGACGACUGGCACCUCCAGUGCCAGCUGAUCAUGAAAUCCUGCACAGGCAUCGACUACAAGGAAUUCUACAACUUCCUCAAAGUCAUCGCGGAAAACCGGAUUUCCGUCCUGGAGAAGGGCCUGGAUGAGGAAUCCUCAUCCCAGAACAAUUCCAAAGCCGCCAUUUCCACCCUGGGAAUGCUGCACGCCGUGUUCGACCUGAAGAGGACGGUGAAGGUGCUGAGCUCGUUAAGCGCUAACGAGGAUUUCCGGAAGCUGGAUCUGACUUCCCUGUCUCCUUCUCCGGAGGCUCUGCUCCAGCACCUGGAAUCGGCCAUAGACACGGCCCUGCUCUGAAUUCCCGCUUUUCCAAGAUGUUUUCCAAAGGUUUGGAGGAAAUGGACUUGGACAAGAGCUUUACUCCAGCAGGAGGUGGGAGAACAUUCCCCAAGUUCUGAGUGGUUUGGAGGAAAUGGACUUGGACAAGAGCUUUACUCCACUGGGAGGAGGGAGAACAUCUGGGAAGGAGGGAGAACGUUCCCCAAGUUCUGAGUGGUUUGGAGGAAUUAGGGAAAAAACCAUCCCAGCCAAAGGAAAAUCCCAAACUUCCUUAGGAUUCUGAGCUUCACUCAGGGAAAAAAAUUCCCUAUGGAUCAAGUCUGGACGUGGAAAGAAGCAAAUUCCCUGUGCUUAAGCUCAGCUUUGUUAAAACCUCUCCUCUUCCAGGUGCAGCUCAGCUUUUCCAUCCUAUUUUUAGGGAAUUCCAGCUGGUGAAUUCCAUGGGAGCCUGAACUGGAGCUUGGAUUUGGGAAUGUUGAUUCCAUGUCUUCCAAAGUGGGAUUUCCAAAGCUGAGACGCUCAGGAUUAAAUUUCAUUUAAUUCAACUCGGAGCGAAACCUGCCUUGACUCAUCCCAACAAACAACAGGAAUGGGAAUGUGCUCCCAAAAUUCCACGCUCUAUCCCAAGCUCAAGAAUUCCCUCCAGGAAAGAUCAGAAAAGUUCUGAGUGGUUUGGAGGAAUUAGGGAAAAAAACCAUCCCAGCUAAAGGAAAAUCCCAAUUUUUUUAGGAUUCUGAGCAGGCACUCAGGGAAAAAAAUUCCUUGUGGAAUUUUUUUGUGGAUCCAGCACCUCCUGCACGCUUCCACAGCACAAUUCCCACCCAGAAUAUUCCCAGUGGAACCUCCCCCCUCCUGCUUUUCCUUGGAAAAAUCAAAAACCUGGAAGCACAAAUGGCUGCACACUGUUACCUUCAGGCCUCGCUUGAAUUCUUCCCGAAAUCAAAACCAAGGAAAACUUAGAAUUUCGGGAAGUUUUAGGAAGUCAAACUGAAAAUCCACCUCGAAUUCCUUGGAAUUUUUACCUCCCCUGCACUUUGCAUGUCCUUUUCCAGUAGGAAUUUUGCAUUUUUUUCUUCCUUCCCGAAAAUAUCAAGGAGCCGUUUUUCCUUAAUUUAGGAAAUUCCUGGAUUCCUGAAGACAACAAGGAGCACGCAGAGCCUGGAAUCUUCAAAAUUCCAAGAGUUUUAUUUAAAUAAAAAUUCCUGGCAAACUUC
Pyrgilauda ruficollis (rufous-necked snowfinch) is the source of this 2826-nucleotide messenger RNA. RefSeq names its product jumonji domain containing 4 (gene JMJD4). Gene Ontology annotation, biological process: positive regulation of translational termination; protein hydroxylation; negative regulation of gene expression. Gene Ontology annotation, molecular function: sequence-specific DNA binding; histone H4R3 demethylase activity. The record is from RefSeq and is a predicted model, not a curated record. The transcript is spliced from 7 exons. Gene Ontology annotation, cellular component: cytoplasm; nucleus. Bases 353 to 1630 code for a protein of 425 amino acids. Lineage: Eukaryota; Metazoa; Chordata; Aves; Passeriformes; Passeridae.